This is a messenger RNA of Mytilus trossulus (common blue mussel), 2319 nucleotides long. Its product is annotated as peroxidase-like protein. The coding region runs from base 101 to 2302 and encodes 733 amino acids. Gene Ontology annotation, biological process: response to oxidative stress. NCBI's taxonomy places the organism in Eukaryota, Metazoa, Mollusca, Bivalvia, Mytilida, Mytilidae. The record is from RefSeq and is a predicted model, not a curated record. The transcript is spliced from 13 exons. Gene Ontology annotation, molecular function: heme binding; peroxidase activity.
AUAUCUGACAAUACAGGCAUGUGGUUGACAUUUAAUUAAGACUUUUAGUUGAGGCAACAUACAAGAUACAGAAACUCUUUCCAUUUCUUGGAAACUUGCAAUGAAUGGUCUCUGGUAUAUUCUUCUCUAUGUUCUUGUGCAAACGACAUUAUUCGCACGCGCGCAAGGUCCAGUAGACAUUGCAGCAGCCAUUGGUGAUGCUGUAACGGAAGUGAGUGGCAGACGACCUGGUGUGGCUGGUUCCGGUCCUGCUGGAGGUUUUGCCGGCUUUGCUGGUGGACCGCCUGCUGGGGGACUUGGUGGAGUUGCCGCCCCAGGAGCAGGAUCUGUAGCAGACAACCCAGUCUCUAUUCAUGCUUUGUUCAGUAGUAGAAGAGAAGCCCCUGCGGCAGUUGCAGCUUUAGGCGCGGCGGGAGAUAUAUCAACUACUGCAACUUCUAACUUUGCUGCAAGAACUGGAGGCGCUACACCUGACGCCGCUGAAUUCAGCAGACAGAUUGCUCCGUACUGUCCAGUUCGUGUCCCUGUGUGUAAUCCUAACGACCGCUACCGAACAGCAGAUGGUUCUUGCAACAACUUAUUCAAUACAUUAUGGGGAGCUUCUAUAACAACUCAAGCGAGAUUUCUUUCCCCUACAUAUGGAGAUCCAUUCAACACUGGCUCUAUUCCACGUAUACGCAGUGUGAUUGCAGGACCCCUUCCUAGUCCACGUUACAUAUCUAACGCUAUUCACAAUGGUGGUGUAUCACCCCCUAGAAGUCAAAUUUACAGUGUAUCCUUAACUCAUUUUGGACAGUUUGUCGACCACGAUUUUAUAUCAACACCUAUACUUAAAGGUGGUGUAGAUGGUAACACAGAUAUACGUUGCUGCUUUGGAGAUGUUCCGGUUGUGAGUCCAGAAUGUUUCCCCUUUAGAACUCCGCCAGGUGAUUUCUUGACAACUUGUAUGCCUUUUGUAAGAUCCGACUUUGGUGCCUCCGCCGGAUGCCCACCAGAACCUAGAAAUCAAAUAAAUCAGAGGACAUCUUUUCUUGAUCUGUCUGUGACAUAUGGAAACACACUUGUUGGACAAGAGGACUUACGAGUAUUGGGAACAGGCAAACUUCAAGAAGGUCCUAACAGACUUCUUCCUACUGGUCCCUCUGGAUCUGAAUGUUUAGAAGGGGAAGAGUGUUUCAAAUCUGGGGACAGCAGACCAGCAGAAGUUCCAAUGCUGACAGUCGUGCAUACUGCAUUUAUGCGUGAGCAUAACGAUAUUGUUGAUUUGUUGAUAGAACAGGGGUGGAAUGAUCCAGAAGAAUUGUACCAAGAAGCAAAAAAGAUUCUCACAGGAAUUUAUCAGCACAUUAUUUAUACUGAAUAUCUUCCAAUAAUACUUGGAGCAGAAGGUAUGAUGCUUUUUGGGUUACGAAGUAGACAAUUUGGAUUUAAUACAGUGUAUAAUCCUUCUGCAAAUCCAUCUACGAGAAAUGCAUUUGGAGCAGCAGCCUAUAGAUUUGGCCAUUCCCUUGUUGGUUCUUUUGUUGAAGCGUUUAACCAAGACUACACACCACGCGCCAGUGAACCUAUGGAAGACCAUUUCUUCAGUACUCGUUUGAUACGUGACUUUGCUAUAUUUGGUCCAAGUGCCAUAGCCAGAUGGAUGACAACACAGUUCAAGAGUAGAGGAGACCGUUUUCUUACUCCAGCCAUUAGAAACAGACUAUUUCAAACAAUGCCAGGAAACGGCUUUGACCUAGGUGCACUUAACAUUCAGCGCGGUAGAGACCAUGGCAUCCCAUCAUAUAAUAGAUGGCGACAGUUCUGUGGACUACAACCUGCUGUACAUUUUGGAACAGGACCUCUAGGUUUAACCAAUCAUCAUCCUUCGGCUGCAGGAGCAUUAUCAUCCGUCUACAGCCAUCCUGAAGAUAUUGAUUUAUUUGCUGGAGGAAUGUCAGAGACACCAGUAGCAGGUGCCCUGGUGGGACCAACAUUUAGAUGUAUAAUUGGACUUCAGUUCAGGUUUUUUAAGAUUGGUGACCGUUUCUUCUAUGAAAACAAUUUCCCUCUUACUGGUUUUACUGAACCUCAAUUGCGAGUGAUUAAAAGACAGUCAUUGUCGGCGCUUUAUUGUAGGACUCUGGAUGUUUUUUCAAUGCCUGCAAAUCCGUUUGUUUCACCGUUAGCUGGAGCUCCGCGUUUACCUUGUCAAAAUUUUCCAAGACUGGAUUUAAGACCAUGGAGUAGAAUAAACCAUUACAGUUAUCCAAGACGGAAUGGUAGAAGAAGCAGAAGAUUGAAGAAAAAGAAUUCAUAUUAAAGGGUGUCAAAAUAUAA